This is a messenger RNA of Ochotona curzoniae (black-lipped pika), 7576 nucleotides long. It is a transcript of the gene SOCS7, whose product is annotated as suppressor of cytokine signaling 7. Lineage: Eukaryota; Metazoa; Chordata; Mammalia; Lagomorpha; Ochotonidae. The transcript has 10 exons. The coding region runs from base 144 to 2090 and encodes 648 amino acids. Gene Ontology annotation, molecular function: 1-phosphatidylinositol-3-kinase regulator activity. Gene Ontology annotation, biological process: phosphatidylinositol phosphate biosynthetic process; intracellular signal transduction. Gene Ontology annotation, cellular component: phosphatidylinositol 3-kinase complex. The record is from RefSeq and is a predicted model, not a curated record.
GGUCUCCGCGCGCCCCCCGCCUCCCUCUAUGAGGCAGAGGCCGCGGCGGCCGUUCGCGCUGUCGCUCCGGGGGCCGCGGCGGGCGGGGCUCCGGCGGGGCUCGGCCUAGUCCCCACCCCAGCCCGGCUCCCUCCCUCUCCCCGAUGCAGGGGGCCGAGCUCCGGGAUGGCGAGGCGGCGGCGGCGGCGGCCGCUUCCUACCGCGUCCUGAGCCGCCUCCUCGGUUAUGGAGAGGCGGCCCCCGAGCCAGGCCCGCCGCUGCCGCCGCCGCCGCCUCCGGGCCAUGGCCCUCCGCCGCCACCCUUCCUCACGCGGCCGGGCCCGCGGGGUGCGCGACCGCCGCAGCUGAUGGUGUUCCGCAACGUGGGGCGGCCGCCUGAGGAGGAGGACGCGGAGGCGGCUCCGGAGCCGGGACCCUCAGAACUGCUGUGUCCCCGGCACCGCUGUGCCCUGGACCCCAAGGGCCUGCCGCCGGGACUGGCGCUCGAGCGGACCUGGGGCCCGGUGGCUGGACUCGAGGCACAGCUCGCGGCUCUUGGGCUCGGGCAGCCGGCGGCGCCGGAGGUCAAGACAGUCGCCGGGGGUUGCUGCCCGUGUCCGUGUCCCCCGCAGGCGGCCCCUCCGCAGCCCCAGCCGCCUGCUACCGCCCCGCAGGCCGGGGAGGAUCCUACGGAAACGAGCGACGCGCUGCUGGUGCUGGAGGCCUUGGAAUCGGAGGCCGAGAGCUUGGAGACGAACAGCUGCUCGGAAGAGGAGCUCAGCAGCCCGGGCCGCGGAGGAGGAGGAGGGGGCAGCCGGUUGCUGCUGCAGCCCCCGGCUGCCGAAUUACCUCCCGUGCCCUUCCCGCUGCAGGACUUGGUCCCUCCGGGGCGCCUGAGUCGAGGGGAGCAGCCACAGCAAGCUCUCCCUCCGCCGCCGCCGCCUCCUCCGGGGCCCCUCCGGCCGCUCGCCGGCCCUUCUCGGAAGGGCUCCUUCAAAAUCCGCCUCAGUCGCCUCUUUCGCACCAAGAGCUGCAACGGGGGCUCGGGCGCUGGCGACGGGAGCGGCAAGAGGCCUUCUGGAGAGCUGGCUGCUUCAGCUGCGAGCCUCACGGACAUGGGCGGCUCCGCGGGCCGGGAGCUGGAUACGGGGAGGAAACCCAGGUUGACAAGAACCCAAAGUGCCUUUUCUCCAGUCUCCUUCAGCCCCCUGUUUACAGGUGAAACGGUGUCGCUUGUGGACGUGGACAUUUCUCAGCGGGGCUUGACUUCUCCUCACCCUCCAACUCCCCCUCCUCCUCCAAGAAGAAGCCUCAGCCUCCUAGAUGAUAUCAGUGGGACGCUGCCUACGUCUGUCCUUGUGGCUCCGAUGGGGUCUUCCUUGCAGUCUUUCCCCCUACCUCCGCCUCCUCCACCCCAUGCCCCAGAUGCGUUUCCCCGGGUUGCUCCCAUCCGAGCAGCUGAAUCCCUGCACAGCCAGCCCCCCCAGCACCUCCAUUGUCCCCUCUACCGGCCUGACUCGAGCAGCUUUGCAGCCAGCCUUCGAGAGCUAGAGAAGUGUGGUUGGUACUGGGGGCCCAUGAACUGGGAAGAUGCAGAGAUGAAGCUGAAAGGAAAGCCAGAUGGUUCCUUCCUGGUACGAGACAGUUCUGACCCUCGCUACAUCCUAAGCCUCAGCUUCCGGUCCCAGGGCGUCACCCACCACACUAGGAUGGAGCACUACAGAGGAACUUUCAGCCUGUGGUGUCAUCCCAAGUUUGAAGAUCGCUGUCAGUCAGUUGUGGAGUUCAUUAAGAGAGCCAUCAUGCACUCCAAGAAUGGGAAAUUUCUCUAUUUCCUGAGAUCCAGAGUUCCAGGAUUGCCACCAACUCCAGUCCAGCUGCUCUAUCCAGUGUCCCGAUUCAGCAAUGUCAAAUCCCUCCAACACCUUUGUAGAUUCCGGAUCCGACAGCUUGUCCGGAUAGACCACAUUCCGGAUCUCCCACUGCCUAAACCUCUGAUCUCUUACAUCCGGAAGUUCUACUACUACGAUCCUCAGGAGGAGGUGUACCUGUCGCUAAAGGAAGCGCAGCUCAUUUCCAAACAGAAACAGGAGGUGGAGCCCUCCACGUAGCAAGGGGUCUCUCCUGGCCACCACUGAGGGUUUUUGGUUGCCAAGCUCCAGUUUUGAAGAACCAGAUGAAGUUAACAUGAAAAGAAGAGUAAGGACAAGCAAAAUGCAAUAGGAAGGGCUGGGAUUUUCUGUGCAUAGACUUGGUUUCCCUUUGCAGCCCUAGGGCUUGGAAGAAGCACACACUGUCACUUGAGUUGGGGCUCCACUGUCACAUCCACCCCUGUGGUGUCCUGGGACUGGAUGAGCUCCUUGCAAAACUGGAAGAAGUCUCAACACUGUUCAGUACUGAGUGUUUUUUUGUUGUUGUUGUUUUGUUUGUUUUGUUUUGUUUUCCUAGAAAUGAGUUCUGCUUUUGAUAUUUUUAUUUCUCAGUAUGGGAAAUUCGCUUUAAAGGCAGCUGGGAUUUGUGCUCAUUGAAUCGGAGGUGAUGUAAGGAGUGAGCAGGUCCAGAGAAGGGGUGGGAGGAGAGGGUGCAGCCAUUCAGCUGCGGCUGGAGGCUGACUUGAGUCUUCUGCAGGGACCUCGAAGAUGGAGAGGAAGCAGGACAAUUUGCUCUUCUGCCACAGGUGGCUUCGGCAGGAGAGAAAAAAGUGUGACCAGUCGUGAAGAAAGGAUGAUUGGACAAAAACUGACAGAUGGUCUUCUCUGGGGAAAGUAGUGACUCCUUGUCCUUUUUCUACAAGGUUUAGGAACCUAAUUUCAGAAUUACUGCUCAUGGAAGCUAUAUUGGUGUUGUUUUACUUAAUUCCUUAAGCUGUUUGAUCUAAAGCUAACCCUAUUCCUUCAUCAGCAGCCCCUUCUGGGAUAACUGCCCUUAACUCUGGUCAGGAUAACAUUCCUGUGUCGCCUGAGCAAUGCAGAGCUCCAGCUGUGGGCUGCUGAGGUUGAUGGCACAUGCAUCCAGAAUCCUAGUGGCAAAGUGCACCACAGCCUGGGAGGCAGUGUCACCUCUGUCAGCCACGAAAGGGAGUGCAGAGAAAGGGGAGAAGCAAAGGUAUUGUACUGUAGUUGGGCUCUUCCUAGAGAAAGCGCUGAGGUCGGCCUUCACGAGCUUCCUAAAUUCAGAGGAAGAGAGUAUUACGUGUUUUUAGAUUGAGCACUGUUGUUCUGGGACGAAGAAGCAAGGGAGGCUUUUGUCCAUGUUAGGAAUGCAGACUUCCUGUGUCACAUCCUGUUCCCUUCAUUCAUUGGGGAAUCUGUCAGAACUGAUGUGAUAGCUGCUGCUCUUUCAGGUGGACAUGCCAGAGAGGGGCCACAGUACCAGGACUUUCUGGCCAUCUACUUGUUUCUGUAGCUGCCCAUGGCUGGAGCAUACAGUUACAAGUGUGAGGUCGUUGCUCUCUGGGGAGAACUAUACUGUUGAGAUGUGACCGGUGGGCUGUGGGGUCUUUUACACUUCUGUGAGACUGUCUUGGGUUCCCACGUUUGUAUCUGUCUUAUCUCGGCACAGUCCUGUCAGGUUUGUGGUUUCCUGAUGGCUGGGUAGAGGCCCUCAUGUCUUGGCUGUUUAUAGAUCUGUCUCAUCUGAAGGCCUUGGCCUCUGCCUGAGGUCCUGCACGAAUUGGCUGGUCUCCCUCUUCUAACUGAGUGUUGGGCACCUCAUGUCAUUCGCUGACUAUUGAGAGGUGGCUGGCCACCUGGCAUCUAUCCUGUAGCAUCUUUUCUAUCCUUGGCUUCCGCUGUGGUUUGCCAGCUAAGAAACAUUGUAAUUCCACAAUUUGGCUUAAUGAGACUAUCUCAUUAGUCCUCUUUGAACUCACCAGUUCUGUCUCUGGAUUAAACAAAUGACUCAGCUUCUUACAGAAAAUGCUACCUGGAGCCUGAAGCUAUUGAGAUCCUCAAAAGGCUGAUGUGCAACUAUCUGGAAUUUUGGCUAUCUAUAAAGCUAGCAUUAUUUUUUAACGUGUGCUUGCCUGGCUGUGGACUAGAUACAGUGGAAGAUGUAAGAGGCAGAAGACGUGAUGCCUGGUCUCUGGGAGUUUUCAGAUAAGUGCCACGCAUGAAGCACUUGUAGAACAACUCACUGUGGUGCAGAACCCAGGACCUCUGUUGAGAGUAAAUGAGAUCAGGGUGAACCAGAUGGUCUGUGCAAGCUUUGGGAUGCUGGUGAGGGCAGGACGGUGAGAUUAGAGAGACGCAAUGUGUUCAUGAGACAUACUGCACAGUGCAUCGCCCCUAUUAUGGCAACACCAUUCAAGACUUCUUUUUUGGUGCAGUGGUUAGACUGAAACUUCCUGGGUGUCAGACAGGUCUGGAGGUGAAAAAUUUGUGGUGAUGAGGUGGAACCUGAAGCCAGAGGUCCCCAGGCUCCUGCUCAUCACCAGGGACUCCCUUCUGUCACCUCUGCCAGGCAGGGAGGCAGAGCUCUGCACCUCUGUGGCUCUGGGGUUUCUACUGUGCAACUCGUACACUCGGAUCAGAACCAGCCAGCUGAGGCAGGAGCCAAGUUCAGCACCUGCCAUCUCUUGUUCCUCUUCCAGGCAGGAGUGUUGAGCCUUGUCCAUGGAGUGGGCUGUAGAACAGGCUUGUAUGAAAGGAGGCAGUAUCCAUUGGUCAUGGCCGUUGGGUACCUGUGUGGAUGGCUUUGUGUGGAACCAGUUGGGUCAGGCUGGAGAAAGGGCAGCUGUCUGAGGUGUAGUGGGCAGAGCAUCAGCAGAGCGCCAGGAAUGGGGGCAGCAGGGCCAGGGACUACUCUCGGCCUUCACUCUCGGCUGUCCUGCUGGGUGUGCCAACAAAUCCGGUAUGGAGAGGGGGCACAUGCUUAUAAGUCUGGACAAGGCUGUCACUUCCAGGAACAUGUUGAUGAAUUCUGAAUUGUGAACAAGUGGUGUCAGUGCCCUCGGCCCGCACGGGUAGCUCUCACGGACCUCUGACUGGUCACUGUAACCAUUCUUGAGGCAGGUGUGAAUACGUGUGUACUAGUAAUGCUACUGCUACUGGCUGCUCUUACUGGAGGUGAAGGUUCUGUGCUGGAGGCGAAGCUGGCUCUUAAUAGAGUUGGCAUCCUUGGGCCUUGACCUUGGCCUGGUUGCCUGGAUAAAGUGAAUAUGACACCACAGUAUAGAAACUGUGGGGGCAGCGGCAGCCUUCUGAGAGAAAAGGCUUGGUGGGAAGCUUGCCUCCAUAGUUCCUGUUCCUUGCUUCUUCCCUCCUUUUCACUGGGGCACCUUGUUGGGGUUGGGAAUAAUAAGAAAAUAGCUGUACAUAACCCUCCAGGGCACAUCCUGGAAAAACUGGAGCAGGAUGGGGUGGGGGCAUGGUUAGAGUUCCCAGAUCCAGCUGUGAGAGACUGGAUAGGCCCGGAAGUACCCUGGAGUGCCAGCCCUCUCUGCCCUCACACUGGGCUCCCAGAAGCAUGCCCGAUUGAAGUCCUCUCAGCCCAGUGGGAUGUGAAAAAGGGAGGCACUCUUUCGUUGGGUUGCAUCCUUUCCUUCCCUGCGGCAUCUCCCUUAGCUUUGAGCCCUGAAGUUAAAGGACUAGGCUCUGGGAUACAGUUCUGUGACUGUUGGGCAGACAUGUGAAAGUCAGGGUGUGUGUGUGUGUGUGUGUGUGUGUGUGUGUGUGUGUGUGUGUGUGUGUGUGUGUGUGUGUCUUUGUUCGUUUGCAAAAGUCUUGCCACCAGUUGGAGUGUUGAGAGCAUCUCCAUUGGCGGGGAGACCUGACAUUUGUUUUUCACUUUUUAAGAGAAUGCCAUGCCCCCUGUGUGUAAGGGAGGAGCUUUUGAGUUAGACAUUUUCCCUAUGGGAAUCCUCUUGGUUUGUUUUGUGGGAAGGGGGGAUGGGUAAGUGAUUUUUAUCUCUGACCGUCAACACAGCUGUUCUUACACUGAAUUUGUGCUAUUGCAUACAUGUAGCCAUCUUUCUUUUCACUGCAGCAGUGUUUAUCAGUAGUUCAAAAUGAUUUAUUUGCUCCUGGGGAGUAAAAACUUUUUUUUUUAUUAAAAAAAAAAAAGAAAAAGAGCAAAAAAAAAAAGAAAAGAAAGUGUACCCCACCACCUACUAUGAAUGAUAGCUAUAGGAUUAUUAGACCACAAAGGUCAAGGCUGCAAGUCCCCACAAAAUACCCUGUUUUGACACUGGAGCCUUCAUUUGCAGCAAGAAAGACAGGAGGCCUUGCGAAGAAGGAGUGCCAAGUUUGGGAGCAGUGAGGUGAGGGUUGAACCCUAGAAGCAGGCACUGGGGACUGCGUCCUGCAGUUAGAAAAUCAUGAGUUGUAUUGAAAAUGCUGACUUUCUUAUCUGCCCUAGAAAGACCUUUCUUUACGUGCAGAUUGCAUAUGUCUUUGUUCUUUUCACUGCUUCCUGACCUUCCUGGUGGGUGUCUCCCCAUUUCCUGCUGUCUUCCCACCUAUCCUCUCUACACCUGCUCCUAGCCCUUCCCGCUCCAUCUACCUCCCAGGAAGCCAGUCCUGCAUGCUGAGUUUAUGACAUGCCUUCACUCCCAUUUCAUCUUGAGCAAGUUUUAGAAGGUGUCUAGAAUGUCUCCCUUCUCUCCUUCCUCCUCCUCCACAGUACCAAGAGGCAUCAGGAGUGGGCACAGAACAGCCAGCUGGGGUGGGUGAGUGUGUCUGGUUGCAGCUAGACUGUGAUCGAAGUUACCCCUGCAGAUGGAGGAAGACUUGGAUACCCUCCACCAGAAUCCACUCAGCCCGGCACACCACUACAUCCUCAGCCCCCACCAGCUCUGCAGGAGCAGGGUGGCCGUGACAACUUCCCACCUCUGAUGCUGACCUUCAGCAGGGUCCUGCCCCUUGCCAUUCGUCGCAGAUCCUUGUCCUAGGGGCCAGUUGCUGGGAUGCCAGAAGCGGUGCUGCCCACUACACAGCCAUUGCUGUACGAUUUUGGUUGUUUUGAAGAAGCUGAGUGGAGGGGUUAUCAUUCUAGGCUCAGGGCAGUGGGAUCUUCACCAGAGGGGAGCCCACCCACCUGCCUGCAGCCUCCUCUGUCCUCUUGGCCACCCUGCCUCCUCCAAGCCAAAGUGUGGCCUGGCUUUUGUCUUCCCGUUUGGUUUCCCUCUCCUUUUUUGUGCUUAAUUUAUUAAGAUAGUUGCUGUAUAAUUUAUUUUCAUAAACUAUAAAAAAUUACUAAAUGGUUAAAAUAGACUUGCAGGCCAAUCUUUAAUGGGGCGGGAGGGUCUGUGGGUGGGUGGGGAAAGGGAAAGAUGUUUUGAUAUAAACAAAACAAAUGCACUUUGGGUGUGUUUUGGUAUUUUUCUGGGGGUUGUGGGGAUGGGUGCUAGGAAGUCCCUGUAGCUUAGUUCUAGAAUGGGGUGUCUGUACAUACUGUAUUAAUAGGCAUGUUUGACUCAUAAAGGGCCGUUAGUAGCUGCUGCAGGUCCUGUUUGGAACCCUUGUGUACAAUUCCCGGUUUUUGUAAGUGUCAGUGCGGGAGACAUUUGACUCUGGUGUUUGUAUCUCCUUUUUAUGAUUGCUGUACCGACCCAUGUCUUUUUGGGGAGGGGUGAAGAGAUUUGAAAUAAAAAUGUUUA